Paramuricea clavata is the source of this 957-nucleotide messenger RNA. Lineage: Eukaryota; Metazoa; Cnidaria; Anthozoa; Malacalcyonacea; Plexauridae. The record is from the annotation of a GenBank genome assembly.
UGACUCUGAAAUCCCUGGUCUUGAUUGGCUAACUUUUGUGGUAAAUAUAUAAUUAACUCUACAGUAAUUCAUACAACCAGACCCUGGCUAUAAAUUGCCUACUAUACUGUUUUCAUUAGUACUAUAUAAAGGUCACGACUACUUGCAAGCGCAAUUUCUGUGCAGUCUCAGAGCCAUGUUAUGCUGAAAUUUAUGCCCUGUGCCAGAAAUUGUGUUGCAUGUUGCAACAAAAAUUGCCUCAUGUAACAUGGCCCUAAACUAUUUUACUUAAUGAAAACUAUAUUUUUUUCUUUCAUGGAGGUUGUCAUUCGAAAUGCAAAAGAAUUGUACGAGUUCGCUGAGAGUACAAUGAAAGAUCCAGCACCCUCGUGAUACCAGUCUGAGAGUGUUAAAGUGAAACAGUGUAUAUUUUUCUAUGAUGAUGAAAUACUCCGCAACCGGAGAGAUAGAUAUUUUAAAGAAAUGAAGGGGAAUAGAUCUAUCCAUGCAGUCGUGUCAACGGACGAUGGUUGCAGUUUAAGUUCGAAGUUUCUGUCAUGUCACUGCGACUAGAUGCAUGUUUAAACUGGUCUUACGAAUCAUGUGAAAAUUCUGCAUAUGUUGCAAGAACUGGAAUGAGAGGGUGGUCAUCAACCCACUGUCGUUACCAGAGGGGAUGUUUCUAUGACACUACAAGCAAUAAAACACCUAGCAACGAAAGAUGCAAUUGUUGCUAUUGCUUCUGCUGACAGAGGAGAGGAGUAUUAUUUACUUCAAGUAAUUGGAGACGCCCCAGAGGUGCUAUCGACUCAGGAAAGAGAUGAUUGGGGAGCUACAUACCCACCAGGAGCUGAGAUCAUUCACAGAUAUUUCCUUGCCAGAAAGCGAUCUUCAAGUUCUCAUUAUUACGAACUAGUAAGAGAGAAAGAAGCUGCCGUUUAUGCUGCAACUGUCAGGUAUAUUUGUCACAAGUUGUGC